This is a messenger RNA of Gloeophyllum trabeum ATCC 11539, 270 nucleotides long. RefSeq lists its product as uncharacterized. The transcript has a single exon. Lineage: Eukaryota; Fungi; Basidiomycota; Agaricomycetes; Gloeophyllales; Gloeophyllaceae. The record is from RefSeq and is a predicted model, not a curated record. The annotation marks the transcript as partial.
CGUCAAAUACACCUGAACAUUCCAUCACGCCUGUACACACUGCCGGGGCUCUCAUUCUUACUGGGUACGAUGAUCGGCGUGCAGCGCGGCGGGCGGACGGCGUCGCUGCGGUUCCUGGCGGAGAACGCGCACCGACCGCCGCGGACGGUGCGCGGGUGGUACUUUUACCAGAAGACGAAGAACUACAAGGUGCUGUGGGGGGCGCUGAAGGAGGGCGGGCGGAUCGGGACGCGGCUCGGGCUGAUGACGCUCGGGUGGGCGGGGACGGAG